AUGUUGGGACUUUCUAGACUUGCUGAUUCACUUUCCUUACUCAUGGAAAUUGAUUUCCAUGUUUUUUCGCGUCAUACCCGUUCUUCAGUUCCCUUUCAUAUCCCUUAUAUUUCUUAAAACUUUUUUCUCAACGCCUCUAUGGUUCGCCUAUCUCGCUCAGCUAACCUUAACACUUUUUUUCUUUACGUUAUUUAUGAUCAUUGUUAUUUUGUGUCUUUUACCCUUACAUACCAACUACCAAUAAAUCUAUCACCCUAUAAUCUUAUAGUUUGACUCGUCCAAUUUCGAAAAAUAAAAUGAAGUAUUAUUAAUUUACAUUUUACAUUUCAAACGAAAAGUGUAAUUUUCUACGGUUUUUUUCAAAUUCUAGGAUAAAAAUUCCAAAUCUAAAAGGAGGAGUUAUCCUCCCUGCCCCUCCCUUUUGUUGGCGCCCAUUAUGGCUUAUGUGUCCACCCGAAACAGAUAAUUAUAAUUAUAUAUUACAUAAUAUGUUUACCAGCAUCGUUGAGCCAAUCGGAAGAUAGAUGAGUAUUUUAUUUAAAUAAUAUAAUUUAAUUUUAAUUGUUAAUCAUCACAGCGAACUAGAUAUUAUUAUAAUAAUAUCUAACCAAGGUUAAUCAUUGUUUAACGACAUAUUAUUUUUACGUAACUGUACAUAUAUAUAUAUAUAUAAUAUGAUCUUGGUAUAGGGAUGAGAGAGGUAGGGCAAAACAACCUUGAUGAAAGCAUAGGAGCACCCAACAUGUUCGGCAUAUACUAUUAUAGUGUACAGUACGAUUUCAGCGCGAGUUUGCAGAAGCCAUCACGUCACGUGUACCUAUAACGGUGAAGUAUCGUAUCAUAAGGGUAAGCGAAAAUAUUAUUUUAUACCUAAUAUUACUAUUUUUUAUUUUUUCAUAUUCAAUUUUUACUUUUAUUACCUAAUUUUCAUUCCUGUAUAGCAUAUUAUACUACCUAGAAACGUUCAUUGCUCACAGCUGAUUAACUCUAUACCGUACCUAUCUAUAUAAUAUUGUUUGGUUUAGGUAUAAGUAAAAAUAUAACGUGUUAUAACACUGCAAUCGCGUGUUAUGUCGUCGAAAAAUAAAAUAUUGAAAACUUGGAUGUCGUUCAAAAAAUGUACAUCCAGUUAAGCAAUAAGUGAAAUCAUACAUUAUUAUUAUUAUGGAAGUUAUACCCAUGCGUGUUUAGACAAUCGUCUUUACGGUGUCUAGAAUUUUAAAUUGCCUUUUUCAGUAUAGUUAGGUUAGAUACCGUCCUGACGGUCAAAGUAUAAGCCGAGAUUUUGUAAUCAUCAUUAUUAUUAGAGGCAUCUGCCCAUACGUAUAUCGUAUCGAUUCGCGGCGUUUAUACGGAUAUUUUUUUCUUUUGUUUACGUAAUUAAGCUAUACAUAAUUUUAUAUAUUAUGACGUAUGUACGGACAUGCCGCAUAACAUUUUGUCGUUUGAUGCAAUUUUGAUUUUGUGGAAAAAUAUCAUACGCCUGUCGUUUGCGUCCAUUGUGAUAUUUCAUUUUAAUUAAUUUAAUUUUGUUUAAUCUUCAAAGAAUAUAAUCGCAUUAUUUAUAACUUUUCGAAUAAUUAUUGUAAUCUUGAAAUACGUUUCGUUUGAACGGUUUUCACCGAGAGUGAAAAUUAAUAUAAUCCUAUUAAAAUAAACGAUAUUUUCGGGAAACAUUUUAUAAAGCACCAUUGAAACGUCGAAACGAAUAACCUUCACAAAGAUCCCCGAGUAUACAUUAGUAGGUCACCUAUUUAAUGUUUUUUCUCAUAAUAACAUAUUUUUAAUUAAUUUAAAUUUUAACUGUCCGUUAACGUUUGUUAACGACGUGUCUUUAUGAAUAUUAUCGCGGAGGAAUACGAAAAUACACAUAAUAAUACAACAUUUCGCUCGGUACCAGUUGUCAAAUUCGUACGGGAUUUCAAGGUUUAUAGUUUUUAUAAUAAUAAUUAUACACGGUAAUAAUGCGAUUGGGUUUAAUAUUUAGAAUGUAUAUAUAAAUAUAUAGGUGUCGUGAGUUGUUACAUAUUUUAUUUUUAAGUUCGUAUAUCUAUCAAACAGGUUUUCAAUAUUGUAAACAAUAUUUUAAUAAUAUACACUAGUCCGUCGUUUAAUAAUAAUACGACGAAUUUGUGCAACACGAUCGCGUACCCCUAUAGAGGUACAAGAUGUUGGUAUAGUGCGAACAAAAGUACUGUUUUCGUUUUGUAAAAGAGAAAUAGCAUGAGGGUAAGAAAAAAAAAAAGUAAUCAUUUAAAACGCUCACUAGUAAUAGAAAAAAAAAAAAGAAAAAUACUAUUAAUCUAUUUGUUUCUUAAAGAAAUACGUGAAAAAAAAUGUACUUAUAAUCGUAUUUAUUUACAUUUUGUAACAAUUUCACUUUAAUAUCUCGGUCCCAAGAUCGGUAAGAACCAAUACAGUUAAAACACAAAAGACGUUAGGAUGGGUGCUGCGCGGACAAUUUUGAUUUUGAUAGUACAGCGAACCGACCGUCAUAUCAAAACUCAAAGACAAGUGCGUUAUCGAUUCGUCGGUUUUUUUUUUUUUUUAUUAUUAUUGAUAUUUAAUUUUCAGACGAAAUACGAGUACGUGAAAUGUCGCGGUUUAAAGAGGCUUAUCUGUAUUGUAUUUCGGUUGAAAAUUAGAAAUAUCGAGCAGCCGCCGGAAAAAAAAAACCCUCGGUGUAAUCGCGCCGAUAUAAUGCGCUCGUCUUUGAGUUUGAUAACAUCCGAUAUCAAUUCGCUCUAACGUCAAUAAUUAUUAUAAACUAAAGGCGCAGAGUUGUCCGUGAACGCGAAUUCGCCGCGUCCGUACGUGACGCCCUCUUUAAAAGAUUGCGGGCUACGGUGACAUCGGUAACCCUAUAAGACGUGUACCCUGUAGGUAUUUCGUGUUCGACAUAGUGCACGAAUAGAUAGGUACGUACCUUCGAAACCGUAUUAUAAUGCAACAAUCGCGGCGAAGCGCAUUGUUCGCCGGACGACAACCGUAUAAUAAUAAAAACCGUACGUCACAAUGUACGAUGUUAUAAUUUUGCGGCCGACCUUAGAAUUGCAUACACAAAACGCCGUCUCGAAAAAAAUAUAAUGACUAUCGCGCAUUGUACACCGUAUGAAAAAAUGCGCGUGCCGUGAGAAUCCGCGAAAACGCCCGGCGAAACACGUUAAACGAUAAAAACAUUUUUUUUUUUUUUCCUUUUGAAAAUGCCGCACGCCGGUGUAGGCCGCCGCAGUGUGUAGGCGUAAUAUCACGGCUUUUCGCGAAAAAUCCGACAACACCUCGUCGCCGGGCCGCGAAUAUUACCCGUGAGAGUACAGCCCAGACCGUCCCGGUGAAAGUGAAACGCAUCUUUUUCUUAUUUUUUUUUUUCCUCGCCACACAAAUAGUAUCUAUAUGUAUGCGUAUACAUACACACGCACAAUACGUUAUCUAGUCGAAACAACAAUAACAAUAAUAAUAAAACGCGACCUCCAAGGACGCGAAACGUCCAGUUUUGCCGACGCGACGUCGUCGUCUUGCAUAAUCGCGCGCGCGGUCCCGAUCACAAUAAAAUAUAUUGCGUCCAUUAAAAUUAAUAAUAUUAUUAUUAUUAUUGUUUAUUUAUUACACGUACGUACGAUACGGGCGCUGCAGUGUUCGGCCGACACGUCUCGCGCGGUGACCCCUGUCUAUAAAUGUAUAUACAUAUUCCCGUAUUGAUAAUGUUAUAAUAGUUACGCGUGUUCGUGAGGGGAAAGAAAAGGAAAAGAAAAAAAACACGAUCUCAAACUGUCGGAAAGCUCGUGCGAAUAAUUAUUAUUAUUAUCAUUAUCGGACUGGAACACGGACCGACGCGGUAACACUGUUUAUUGUGCACGCAGCGGGUAACGGGUAACCUACGUGCUGGGUCCUGCCCACGCACAAUAAUAACGACAACGUUUUACGGAGACGCAGAAAUAACAGUAACAAUGACAAUUGUAAACGGCGCGCGUUGCACAAGACGCCGUGAGGCCGCGGCGGCGCGGCGUUUACGCGUACACGCACACCCUAUUAUCCGAGUGCGGGUCGAGCGGCGGCGGCGGCGGCGUGUAAAUACGCGACCCGUCGUCCGCCGCGAUUUUCCGUCCGCCGGUGGUUGGGGGGUUGGGGGAACCUGUUAUUUUCCCGGCUUUCCGUACAGCACGCGUGAUGGAUGCGCGCAUUUGAAUUCCCGUUGUACGCGACGUCGACGGAAAUUGAAAACACUUAUUUAUCAUUUGUCGUAUGUAUUUAAAUUGAUUCCCAGCCAAAUUAAAAAUGAUAACAAUAAAAAUUACUUACGGUUAUUACGCGUACUGACGACAUUUCGUAAAAAUAAUUAAUUCCAAAUAGAAAACAUUUUUCAAGUAAUAAAAUCAUUGUAUUUAUUUAUCCAAACAACCAAAUCAAUAUUCAAAAUUGAUCUUCUAUAUUAUAGGUUAUAGUUGGAACUUUUGUAGGAACGUACCCUACAACUAAAGUCUAGCUCCGCCCAGACCCGGCUCAGAGGGUAGGCGACAUAGGCCCACGUCUAGAACGGCAUUUUUCAGCGGUGACAUUUAAAAUUUUUAACGAAGUAUUUAAAUGUACAAGGGGCGACGAAAAAUUAAGUAUGCUUAGGCGUGUUUAAACGCUCGAACCGGGCCUGGCAGCUUAUACGCUGCCACUGCGAUCGAGGACCAUGAAAGUACUGUGUAAAUGGGUAGUGUUUAUAUUAUAAAUAUGUUGUUUUAUUUUUAAAACUGUCGAGAAGGCGUAAAAAAAACACAAAUUGCUUACAGUUCAUUCGUUACAUAAUAAAAAAUAAUAUAUUAUAUAGGUGGGUACAUAACAAUAAUGCCUAUACAUUAAUACUAGACAUAUUAUAAUAUGAUGUUUUCGCGGUACUCUACUUUCUCAAGGACCCGCGAUCUGGUUUUUCCCUCUUUCUGGAAUAUUCGUAUUACUCGUAGUACAGCGCACAAGUUACCAGAAAAAUUUUAAAUUUUAAAUUUUGAAAAUUCCAAAUUUUUUCAAUGUACAGGUUCUUAUUGUGUAUGGACAUUUUUUACAAGAGAUGUAUAUUUAUGGGUGGGGUGGCAGGAAGAAGUUAACCCGUGCGCCACAUUUCAUAGACGCCGUAAGUUUUUAAGACGUAAAACAAUAGUUUUUUUUGUCAACCCCAUCUCACAGCUUACACUGACUCAUCAGAGCUUAACAAAAAUAGUGUGUAGUACAAAAUAUAAUGAUUGUAGCUCGAAAUUCCAGCGUGCCGUAAUAAAACGUGUCGCAUUAUUAUUAGCAUUUCAAUAAGAUACAAAAUUUGAAAAUUGCAUUACAAAGUGCUUGAUAGAACUUUUUUUAAAAUAGUAAUAAUAAAAUCAAAUGAAAUGCGUUCGUUUAAAUGUCAAGUAUAUCGUCAAAUUAGGGUCGGUUAAUAUUUUAAAGGGAAAAAAUAUUACAUUAUAUUUUUAUGUGUUUUGGGUUCAAAAAAUAUAAUUCAAACACUAUAAUAAAUGUUAAAUACAAAAUUGUACAGUGUUUGUGCAAUACGUGUAUCUGACAAUGCACGUGUGUAUAUAAAAUAAAGUUGAAUAAGUUAUGAUACAUUUUUGCAUAUAAAAUUGUAAAUAAAAUGUAUAGUUUCUUAUUGUUCAAGUGCCGUGUAAAGUUCGUUGUAGAGGUAUUUCCCCCGUGGAUCUGCGAUGUAUCUACAAUUUUAGCACCGUCGAAUUUGAUGGUCUAGUCCCGCCUAUGGCAGCAGGUAUAUCUAGUCAUAAUACGUUUAUAUUUAGAAGUUUAAAGUCAAUCAAUUUUGUUUUAAAACACCUAAUUCAAAUUUUCAAUUAAACUCAAUGCGACCUACUACGGUAUUCGAAUUUUGUGCCUAUAACAGUUCAAAUACGAUUCAAAGUAUCGGUUUUAUAUUACCGGGUAAAAAUCAUUUUAAAACAAAUUUAUACCAAGUAUAGUAAUAAUAAACCAUAAAAACCGAGAUUAAAAUCUGAUUUUGUUCGAAAGGUCAUAUAACUCAUAAUGCAUUAAAAUAUUUUGUAUUAAUUAAAGUUCUACUUAAAACAUCCUUAUUAUAGUAUUAUGUUUAUGAAUAAUAUAUGUAUGCGAUUAUAUUAUACAUCCGAGCAAUUUAUAGGAAGUAUAUUAUAUGGUCUUAUUUUUUAAUUUUUAAUUAUUCUCCCGUGUUCGUUGAGUUUUAUCUAAUAAUAUAAUAUACGUUUGUAAAUUAUUAUUAAUUGUGCGGUUCUAUUAAAAUGUAUACCUAUAUACGAGUACAUUAAACAAAAUAUUUUAAUUAAGUAUUUUACUUUGAAACGGUAUACUUUUAAAUACGAUUUAAGCCUUGUAAAAUGAAAUAUAAUUUCCCUGUUUCACUAGAUAUUAUAAAUUGUAAAGUGUAUAAUAUUAUGAUAUAAAAUAUAAUUGAUACGUAUUUAAGGAUAAUAUAAAUAUUAUUAUCGCAUAAGAUCAUAGACGAAUAUGAAUUUAACUACAGUAAUAAUAAAAAUAUAAUAGGCACAGAUUUAAUAAUAUAUUAUGUACCUAUACAUAAUAUAUUGAUAAUUUUUAUCUAUAUUAAAGUUGCGACGGAAACGCAAAUUUCAAAAAAAACCAAUUUUUUUUAUACUGUUAUUAUAUAUUUAGUAAAUGUUUAAUAUCUAAUAGUAUAGAAUAGUAUAUGAUGGCAUGACACGGCGCGCGCGGCGAUUCGAUCGAAACGAGAUUACCUUCGGCAAUAAUACGUACAGCGCGAAUCGGAUUGGAUUUUUAUAAUAUGUACCGCGGGAGAAAAAAAAAUUUAAAACAAUAAUAACCUAGACCUUAAACUUGAAUGCGACGCUGUAGGAUGAUCUCUGAAAAAAACUUGCGUAAGCAAAAAAAAAAAAAUAAAAAAAAAAUCUCUUCGUUUGUUGCGUCAUGCCUACAAUAAUGAUUUGAAUUUGUAAUAGUCGCGUGGCAUUGAAAUCCAACAUGAGAAACAAUUAACAUGAUAUUAUUAUUACCUACAUAAAUGUAUUAAUAUACGUAUAUAGGUAGGUAUGUAUUGAAAACGUUGCUACUAUUUUGAUCUGCACCGGGUAAUAGCCAAUAGGUAUGUGCUGCAGCGAACACUUUUACGGGUGAAUGAAUGUCUGUGCCCUUCGAAUUAAAAAUUAUAUGUAAUUUAUAUACAUAACAUAAUAAUAUGACUAGUCCCCAAAAUACUCGCGAUUGCAUUUUUUGCUGUAACUAAAUUUAUCAGUUUGCGUGUUUCCACCCCCUAACCCUCCCCCUCAAUUCGUUCACUUAUGUAGCUGUGUUAUUAUUAUAUUAGUCAUUAUAUAACAUAUAUCUAACGUUUAUAGGAACAUUAAAUAAUUGCUAUACACUAGAAAAAAUAACACCGGACUCGGUUAAAUCAGUGAAUAUACGUUUUUUUUGACGAAUUUGAAUUCGGGUAUAUACGUAUGGUAUGGCUAAUUUAAGAAUAUUAUAUAAAUUACAGUACAACCUACGAAAUAAAUUUGAAUAACAUCUUACGCAACAAUAGCAAAACUUUAAUCGACUGCGGUUCUAUUAUCGAAGUUGAUUUUAGCACGAAGUUCGAAAUUGUAUAUUGUACACGAGUAGGUAGCGGUGGGCCGAGUAAAUCUCGGUAAACAUUUUUGUUUUUUCUUCUUGGGUAAAUUGGUGAGUUUAUUUUUUGAUGUAAUGCACAUAAGAAAAUGUUUUUUUUUUUAUACACUUUUAUUACAUAUAGCCAUAAAUUGAAUAUAUACACCAUAAACGGACAUAAAAAUCAGUUUUCAUUUUUAAUUAAAUAUUAAACAGUCUCGUUUAUUCUUUGAACAUUAAAACAUAACAGUCAGUCUUUAAUUUUCUAUCUAAAUAUUAUAACUUAGUGAAUGAAUGGAAAGCUUGUUGAUUUUGUUUAUAAUUUUUUAAUAAAAUGAACAGUUUGUCCAGAUAGAAAAAAAAAUACAUAUUAUCCAAAUUUAAGAUUGGUAUAAACACCCAACAUAUUUACCCUUUGUAUAUUUCACAAAGCACAUCACCAUAUAGAGAUAAGUCGAAGUCGAACACCUCUCUUUAGAAAGGAUCUAUGUAUAUUAUCAAUAUUUUAAGACACAGUUUUUGUGAAAUUAAUUAAAUAACUUUUUGAAAAAUCUGAUUGAAUUCCAUAAUGUUGCAAGACAAAUAAUUUGAUUAAUUAACGAACUUAUUGACUUAUCGGGUUUAGUUCUAUGUUGCAAAACUAUUUUUUUUCCUCUUCAUUAUAUUAAGUAUUAUAAUAUUGUUAAAUAUUUAUAAUAGUAAUAACAUUUAUAAUGAAUUAACGGUUUUUUUCAAUGAUAAUAAUAAUUAAUAUAGGUUAUUGGGUAACAAAAUAGUCAUGAAUACAUUUUGCAUAUCAUUGCAAAAUGUAUAGCUACGCAAAUAGAAUAAUUAUAGUACUUUUUUCACUAUCCAAAGAAAACAUUCAGUUUUUUUUUUUUUUUGUAAUUUAUAGUAAUACAAUAAAUAAAAUAAAAUAUUACAUUUUAGUUGAGAUACCUUUAGUAUUUAAAGUUUAUCUCUUUAAUUUUUUAUAGUAAUGAAUAUAACUUUUCUAUUUUACUAUUGCACCUCGUCACUUUGUAUAAUUAUUUUAAAAUAAUUGUUAUGUACCUCUAGGAAACUAAUAAUUAUACUUCUAAGAUUCUGACACGAGGCAUCGUAUCUUUUCCGCAUCGUGAUACUGAACUCCAUUUACAUUCCUAUAACCCGCUAUUCGACAUUUACAUUCAUUGAAAUUAACGGUUAUUGAUUUAUACAUAUAUAUAUAUAAAUUAUAAUUCAAUAAUAAUUAAUGAACUGCGUGUAUUGUAUUUAAAAUACAUUAUUGCGAAAAGUAUGUUAAAAAUGUGUUUAUACAAGCUGUCAAGGUUGUGCAUUCAGAUAUAUAUGGGUAAUUACUAAUUAUUAUUUGUUUUAUAUAUAACUGUGUUAUUUUAUUGGAAAUCAAUAAAAAUAGAAUAAUGGACAUGGUAAAAAUUACUGAAAAUAAACGAAUUGCGAUAGAUAUAAGAGUAGGUAUAUUUGUAUUAUAAUAGAAUUGUCCUCAAUAUAUUUUAACGCGUCUGCGUUUUUAUUUUCGCGGUCUCGGAUAUGUUUUCAACGGACGGCAUAUUAUCGGUCACGUUUGUCGGAAAUACAUAUAUUAUAAUAUUAUUAUGUAAUAUCAAAUACAAGUAUUGUCCGGAAUGCUAAAACAAAUAAUUAUAUAUUUAAAAGCUGUAUAACCUGUUAUCCGGUGUGCUUGCCGUUCAUAAUAUUCAAAUAUAGUCUAUAGGAGUUAAUUUUUUUGUUUUCGAAUUGACGACUGAUUUCAUCGUAACGGUUGACGAUUUACCACUAUAAUAAAUUCGCCAGCGCAAACCGAUUCGAAACACUGCUAUUGUCCGGUAUCCCUGUAUCCAAUGAGUCGAAAAAAAACUAAACAGCGUUAAUCACAAAUUCAAAUCGGUUAAAUCUGACGAAUUUUGGAAAAGUUCUCCGAUUUACGUUUUCAGGGAAAAUUAAAAUCGGUUUACGCUGGCGAAUUUCUCGAUAGUUACUACAAUAGCAAACACUCCCGUGAAUAUAAUAUUAUUUCACUAGCCAAUAUGAAAUGCAAUUUUGUUCUACACGCUAUAAUACCGCGAGUUUUUUCUUCAAAACUCGUACGUCAAAAGCGUUUACACGUAAUUAAAAAAAGGUCGACAAAUAUAUGCAUUUUAUAAUAUAUAAUAGACCUAAUAGCGACUAUAUAUACGCGGCACGUUGCGAGAUUGUAUCGGGGAAUGCCGAAGACUCGAAUAAUUGGCACGCGUAGGUGUAAAUAAUUAACAUUAUAAGAAAAAAAAAAAAUAUAUAUACACAAUAUGUUUCCGCAUAGGUACAUGACUUGCAACGAUCGGUCGGUUAGAUUAAUCCGGGAGGACGCAAUACUAUAGGUAAAUACGUGAUUCCAUCUAAUUUCAUUCGUAGGACGCAAUAUUGUUUAGUAGGUAGAUAUUUAUGACCAUUUAUUAUUGUUAUAGCCGUUCUAGGCUAACAUAACUUAAAAACAAUAUUAUUAUUACUAUUGUUAUUGUUAUUAUUAUUAUGGUCCAUUUAAUAUAUUUCGAUUAAACUAAAACUCGAUACGUUUCACUGAUAACAAUCCACAGUUUACAAUUUAAAAUCAUUCGAGUAAUCGGGAGCCUAGUUUGAGCAAAUACUCGAACAAAAUAAUUUUGAUAUAGGUAUUUAAUUUGUUACGGUGAUAGCACCUUGUCAGUUUAUUCUGACGAUGAUUAUUAUAGUCGCGUUGACAAAAACCAACUUAUAUAAUUACCGUAAAUUAAAAACAAUAUGUUUGUAUGGGUAUUAAUAUGAUGUUUAAAACCUAAUGAAUCAAUCAGGUGCCCCAACAUAUUUUUUUAAAAUUGAAUUUGAAGCACUCUGCUAGUGUGUAUACUAUAGUAAGUCCGAAGUCGCCGUUAAAACAUGAACCUUAAUAAAUUGUCAACGGAAAAAAUCUAUAUAAGGGAAUACAAAUGUCAACACUAAAUCCCAAAAAAAAAAGUUAUUGUUGCCAAGUUUAAAUUUCCGAGAAAUUCGUGUGCAAAAAUCGACGCUUCCGCCACGUGAAUAUUAGAUUAUUAUGCUAAUGUUGUUACAUAACAUUACGUACAAGCGGUUUAAUGAACUUAAUAUAAUAUAGGUACUUGUUUCACACAUUAAAUUUUAUAUUAUAGUAUAGGUACAUUUACAAAUAAUGAACUCGAAUUAAUAAACAGAAUCUAGUUGUAAAAUCGUACAAUAGUGGUAACAGUAUAAUAUACAGAGUGAUUUUUUUUAUCAUGAACCAGCAAUUACCUCGGAGUUUUUUAAGUGAAUUUGAUUUCUGUUUUUUUUUUAAUUAUUAAGGAAUCGUUUAAGUUUUAUUUUAAAGCCAUAUGGAUAAUAGAUAGACAAUUUAUUAAUUAUUGCCCUUCUUUACUCCACCAGUCUAAACUUUAAACUGUUAUAACUCAUAAACGGUAAAUAAACGGUCUUACGCAUAUCAACAUUUUUAGAAAUGUUAACUUUAGAACGAAUAAUGUAAUACCUAAUGUAUUAUUUAAAAUUGUCCAAAAAACCUCUGAAACACAGUUAACUGCAAUAUUUUGAAAAUAAACUGAUACUAUUUAUUAAAUUCAUAUGAACAAUUUUUAAAAUAAAAAUGAUAUAAUAUACUAUAUGGUAAAAAAUACGUAUAUAGUUGAAAAUCUCAAAAGAAACAAUAUCCACGUUUCAAAAGUAAGUUGAUUUUUACAUAAUUCGAACGUUUUCCUAAGAAAGCUAUAUCAUGUAAGUUAUAAUAAGUUAAGCUAAAAAAAAAGAUGCGUUUGCACAGCUUUAGUUAUUAUUUAUUAUCUACUUAUUACAAUCGAAUCGUUAAUUUAAUUUCAAAAAGCCGACUGGAAAGGUGGUUUAUCUAAGAGGGGGGGGGGCUAAUUUCAGGAAAUCUUAAAUUAUUGUUUUAAAUACAGUACACUGUACUACUGAUCAGUGGAAAAAGUUCCCUGAUACGAUACUGGUCUGUAAUAGUGGGAUCUAGACAACGAUUUUAAAUAAAAUACCACCGGGCGAAGAUUCCACAUGUUUAAUGAUACGCCGAGAAAAAAUAGAAGCGUUUUCACUAACCGAAAAAAUAUAUUUCAAGAACACUUGUAUUUUAUAUAGCUAGUUUUAACUAAAAUGCAAUUGCUAAUUCUUCGUCGCACAUUCAGAAUCUAAAAAAAAAAUGGUCAAAUGUUUGUGUAACGCGUACCUUGAUUUUUUAUUGUAUCAACCGUCAGAUUAAUUGUUAUAAUGACAAUGAAUAAAUGUGUACUUAUUGUUUAAUUAGAACUGAGUCAAGAAACUCCAAUGUUCUUUAUACAGGGUAAUAAAUACAUCGUAAGACAAUCGUUAAAAAGGAAAGUAUUAACUGUUUUCGGAAUUUGAUUUUUGGAACAUUUAAGAAACAAAGAGCUCUAAAAUUGUACACGAUCGUUAUUUUCUGUUCUCCUUAUUUUCGGGGGUGAAACGACUAACCGCUUUUGACUUUUAAAUAGCAACCUAAACUAAAAAUGAAAUAGAGUAACAUUUUUGAUUUAUUUCAAUUCGUUGUCAAAAUAUUACACUUUUAAGUUAUGGAUAGUAGACAGGUACGUCCUUAGGAUUUUUGAAGCCCAGAGCGAAAUUUUAAAUAUUUUCAUAUUUUAUUAUAAUUAUAAUCCGUACUUUUUUUCCCAACACGGGACUCUAAAUCUAAGUAAAUACCACGAGGCUAAGCGCCUUAGCCAUGCCCACCCCCCUAAGGACGACCCUGCAGAUAGGAGGAGAGUAGUGGAGCGUAAUUUUUAUGUAGUAGCGUAGCACAUGACGUUUGAAUAGUGCUCCACUGCUCUUCUUCUAUACCGACAACUCAAAAAUAAAAUAAACCUUCAACGAAAUUACGAAAAUUAAAAAUACAAACACCAAAAUUUAUUUAAACUAAAAGUUCGUCUAUUUUUGAUAUAGGUUGCUAUUUGAAAAUCAAAAUUUGGUGGUGAGAUCACCCCCUAAAAUUUGGACUAAUAAAAAUAACAUUUACGUACCAUUUUAGAGGUGCUUAUUUUUUUAAUGUUCAUAAAAACGGAUUCCGAAAAAAGUUAGCACUUUCCGAGAUUAUGAGUAUCUGUCGUUAUCGCCCUGUAUUAUAGGAAUCGUGAACGUAAUUUUUGUUUUAUAUAAAAUGUUCCAAAUACCCACAUAAUAAAUUAAAUUUUAAACGCAAAUGAAUUAGCGUGAAACGCGAAGAGCUUAGAGCCCCUUUAUAGACUUGAUCGAUUAUUUACGCGUAUGAUUCCGUAUAAUUUAUAUUAUUAUAAUAUCCAAAUCGACCUUAUUUUUACAAUAUAUUAUAACAAAACUACCUAUCGUACCGGCAAUGUAAUUACAUUCUCCUUAUAGUGCGUAUACUGUUGUCCAUCGUCGUGUCUCUUCGAGAUUCAAUAAUUUACCUAUACACGCAUUUUGUACGCGGCGACAUUAAAAUUACCGCAAUUACCUCCUAUACACGUUUGAGGAUUGACGGUUAAAUGAAACUUUUUAUCUAAAAUAGCUAACCUAAUUUUUUACGAAAAUAAACGCAACAAUUAUACUGAUAAUAACUACCAAAACCUUGUGUUCCAUUGUGGGUACAUAAAUUGUAUUUUUAUUUUUUUUUUCAGUUUUAUUAUUUAUUUAUUAAAAGUUACGUUAGGGGGUCAUCAGAUAGAAGUAUGAUAUUAUAUAUAGUUAGGUACCUACACCGCCGCAGCCUUGUGUCUAUUUUAUUUAUCAUUAUUAUUAUUAUUAUUAUUAUUAUUAUUAUUAUAAUACAUUAUGCACAUAAUAUAAUAUUUUUUCUCUCUUUUUAACCAUCGCGCACUGUUAUGUUACUUUUGAUACGCAACCGUAGAUACGUGUAGUCGUUUUCUGUCCUCAAUGUUCAGCAACCGUGAACCAAAAACCGGAAUGAAUCGUUGCCACCGAGUGCCGUGUGUUUACUAUAAUAUUCAUUAUUCUUACUGCGAUGACCCUAAAGAAUCGCACACACGAUCACACGGCAUCGCACGUGCGCUCCGCUGCAGAAACGCCUCAUAUUCACACACGAACGUGGUUUUUCUCAAGACGUGUGCGUGUUGAAAGAACCCUCCGCAGGGGAAAAAACAAAACAAAACAAAAAAAGGAAAUUUGUGAGAAAUGCGCGCGCGGUGACGUACACAAGGUCCGACGCAUUAUUACUGUGUAUAUUGGGAAUUUAAGCGGACUGCUAAAAUAACGAACAUAAUUUAUGAUUAUUUCAAAAAAUAUAUAUACAUAAAACCGUUUGAAGAUGUAGUUGACCUCGCGUUGAAUACAAUAAUAAUAGUGUAAUUAUUUAAUCUCGAAAACGGAUAAUCUCUUUUUUAAAACACACAAUCUUUAAUGUAUAGUUUAAGGACUAAUAAAAAAAAAAAACCAGAUUUUCAGAGACAUUUUCUCUUGCUGCGUAAUCUGAGAUUCAUUUCAUUUUCAUUUCCCCGUGAUCUAGGCUUGUAAUUAACGAGUUUGCAUUUUGUUGUAUCACAAUUUGUUGACCACCAUGUAAUUGAUUAAUAGUUUCUUUUUACUCACAGAAGUCUGCAUUAUAUACCUACCUUUGAUGCCGGUUAAUGUAUUGGUUAUUUUUUAAUCCGUAGGUGGCCUAUAACUUAAAUUCUCUAUAAUCUAAAUGAUCGUCUAAUCUCUUAGUUUUUUUUUUUAAGUUUGGUCCUUGUACCGUUUUUAAUAUUUGUCUUAUAUAUGAGAGCCCCUUAAAUCAUAUACCCUCAUUAUUAUUACACUGUGCAGAUCUUUUGAGGGUGCUUUAGAGUAUGUCCAAUAAUUUACCAACGUCUUGCUUUAAUCGCACCUAUUAGAUAAGUGGCGGAUCUAAGAGGAGCCAUAGAGACAAUCAACGCCUCCCCGUCCACUCUCCAUUAUACUAUUAGCUUAAUUCAUCGUUGAACUCAUAACAAAUUCGUGAAUUAUAUGCAUUUUAAAAAUCGCCCUCCUCCCCCGUUAUUUUGUCCUGGAUCCGCCCCUACACUCAUACGUAACCUAUAUGUUUGAGGUUAACAACUCCUAGUACCUUUCAAUUUAGUUUCCUGCUCUUUUUUUAACUCAUCAUUUCGACUUUUCCAUACGCCUCCAUGUAGCAAUCCGGAUCACAUCACAAAAGUUUCUAAUUUUUUUUUCGGUACCUACCAUUUUAUGAUCCAUUAUAUUUCAUAUCCAUAUGUUUCCACGCUCCGUAUGUACAUUGGUACAAAGCUAAACUUAUAUUAUGCGUUUAAACGAAUUUUAUAACGAUAAAAAAAAAUAGCCAAUACACCUUUUAUAUUGUAUUUACACUUAUAGAAUGGCCUCAACAUGCCCACAUUUACUGUAAUUAUUUAAUAGUUUAUGGGAUUUUUUUUUUUACGUCUAAGCAAUAAAAAAGUCUAUCUUUAGGUAUAUCAAUCGUCUGUUAUAGUUAUAUACUCGUAGAUUUAUUGCACAAUAAUGAUUUUAUAAAUCGAAUGUUCAUUCAUAAUGAAUAUAAUGUAUAAAGGAAAAGUUGUACUAAAAAGAUAUUUUUAAUUAUCACUUAGGCAGUCCAAAACCAUCAAUCAUGUUUUUGUCUGUUUUGUUAUAAUCUGUAUCGUGUGGUAGAAUAUUGUGCGAUUGGUUUUUUUUUCUUACGAUUGUGACAUAACUAUACAAACACCGAAUAUUAUUAUUAUUAUUAUUCAAUUUUUCCUGCAAACUCCUCUCGUCAACCGGUUAAACAUUACAAACUAGGUCUAAAUACCUGCCUAUACGGCCGAUUACCUAAACGUAAAAUUAACUAGACAUAAUUAUUUCGAUUCGUACGUAUAAUACUGUAAUGUUACGGAUAAUUAUGUAUUCUGUGAUUUAAUUUGACAUCUGACAAAACCAUAUGUUGUUGUCAAACGAGAAUUUCAAAUUCGACACGAUUGAAGCAGAAAUAACAUUAUGAAACAUUGUAACCUAAUAUUGUAAUUAUUAUUAUUCGGUUUUUUUUUCUUCUCUUAAUUCGAUUUGUAGAGGUACAAAUAGACGUAGGUCGAUAGGCACCUAGAUAAUAUAAUUAUGCAUCAUGAUUAAAACGACCAUUAUUUAUAUUAAGUUAUAAAUAAUUAUAAUACUGUUGUUUAUCGAUUAAAAUUUGUUUUUUUUUUAUCCAAUUAUUAUUAUUCCGAAUGUGUGUCAGAGCAGGAGGUUAAACGUUCAUUUUUACUACAUUGGCGUGUGCAGAGUUCUUAAUCAGGUGCAGCCCACACUAUAAUUUAUCUCAGUAGAUACUUUUUGUUUUAAAGAGUAUACAUUUUAGAUUCCGAACUUAGCGAGGGAGCUAUUGGUUUUAAAAUGUUGUUUAUUUCUUUGUUCUUUGUUCUAGACUGUGGACACGUUUUUUCCUAGUACACUUGCUCCGAUUUUUAAGUGUAACAACUUUUUUUGAAAGCUCAAGUUGUCUAGAUUGUACUUUAAAAAAAGUUAUUUUUUGAUUUGUGACGCCAUUUUUCUAAAUAAAAUCAUUUAUAUGGGAAAAAAAACGAAGGAAAACGUACAAUUUCACGAUUUCAUUAUUUUAUAAAAACACGGACGACGUUUUCUACCAGAAAAAAUGAUUUAAUCGAAAAAUCACUAGAUACCUUUUUUAUUACCUUUUUGAUUUAAUUUCUUAUGGCGUCAUUACCAAAACUUUUGAGUCACUUUUGAGCCUUUAUAGAAUUUUAAUUUUUAGGAAUUAUUUCACUGUACAUCGGUUAUAAAUACACAUAGAAACUUGAAACUUGGUAACAAUACUUAUAUCGGACUUAACUAGAAAUGGUAAAAUUUCAAAAGUCAUCAGACGAGUUUUUUUUUCUUUUUUUAAUUUUUUUACAGUAGUACUUUAUUUUAUUUUGUUUAUACUGUAGACCACUUUUAUCCUAGAAAACUUACUCCGAUGUAUAAGUGUAGCAUCUUUUCUGAAAGUCAAUUUUCUCUACUUGGUAGAUACAUAGGUCAUUUUUUGAUUUUCAAAAUGGUAUUUAAAAUAAAAACGAUUAACAGGAAAAAGGUUUUUUUUCACGAUUUCGUUAUUUUAAAUAAGUACCUACUACAUUUUCUAGCACAAAUAUGGCUCUAAUUGAAAACCGACAAGAGACUAUAUUUGUAUUGAAUUUUUUUUUAAUAAGCGAUUUGAAAUCAAAUUUAAACGAAAAUAGUGAAAAAAAUUACGGCACUUCAAAUUUUGUAUUACCGAACUGCCCUCGGAAUCGUCUUUCGUGAAGCAAUGAUUUAUCAUUGCUUACAGAUAUAAAUAAAAUAACCUUAUGUCUCCUACCUUCCCAACUUCUCACCUACAACAGUGGCUGCUCCUAUCCACAAUAUCAGCUCUUUUUUAGCUUUUAAAUUUUCAUAAAAUAAAUCAUCAUUAAAUCAUUAAAAAAAAAAAAGAAGAUUGAAACUUUAACAAAAACACAAAUUCGUGUAUUUAAUACAUUUACAAAUACCUUUCUAUGUAUUAAUUACCUAAACUUUCUUGUUAAACACAUUAAAAUGAUAAAAGUGAUUCCAGUCUUUCUUAUAAUAUUGUAUUUCUAACUUUUUUCUUUAGAAUUAUUAACUUAGACGAAGGUAUUCAUAAUAAUUGUGUUACUAAAUUAUAAAUCGGCGAAUGAACCUGAUGUCCUAUACUUCGAAUACAACAACCGAAAUGACAGCCCUUUUAUCUGUAAAGUGGUAUAGACAUUUUUUUUUGCGGGAAUCAAUUAAUGAAUCUUUUGGUGGAAACGUGCAUUGAUGGUAAAGGGAGAGGUUAAUUUUUGUGGAAACCUUUCGGGAUUCAUAAGUUUGAAAAACGGCCAUACAUUUCAAAGGUUUUACAUACUUUGUACCUUGUAUCAGUAAUAUUUUAUUUAUUUUUUCUCGAAUGUGUUUGUUUGGUAAAACUCCUUUUUCAUUCUCUGUAAUCAAUUAAUAUCGUUAAAUCGUUCCCUUCUACUAUACCUUCCCAACUUCUGGCCUACAACAGUCACCCACCUACGUGUGAAGUAUGUCAGUCUUUUUUCUCUAUAACUCUUGUUGUUUAAAUCGUUUUUAAAACGCGAAGUAUAUUCGCACAGGCCCACUAGUAUAUUGUAAAUCCUACACAUUUAAGUAAAAAAAAAAAUGUUUUGUUCUUUAAGCCUCGACAUAGGACGGCGCGACAUAGUGAUCAAUUAUAACGAUAUUUAAAUACAAAAAAAAAAUUCCAAGAUAAAAAACAAACUCGACAACAACAAUGCCGGUAUUUAGUGCGAAUAUUAUUGUCGGUUAACUAUUGUUUAACGCGGUGUUUAAAUAGCAUUUGAUAUUGUAAAAAAUCAUCGACCGACACUUCGUCCGUAUACCAGCUAUACCUACCUAGGUUUUUUUUUUUUUUUAUCAAAAUCGAAACCAAACGCAUUAAUCACGUUCGAAGCAAUUUUAUUAUUAUUGUCGUUAAUAAUAUAUAUAUAUACUUAAAUAAUAUUCUCGAGACCCACGGGAGAUCGCCCUUGACGGUAUACAGACAUAUUAUAUUAUACGACAACGUUUAAUAAUAAUAUAAUAUGAUAGUAAUAAUAACAACAACAACAACAAUAAUAAUAAUACAGUGAUAAUCAUAAUAAACACGCGCGCUCUAGCGAUAUCCGGCUAAUAAUUAGGUACCAAUACGUUCGACUAAAUAUUGAUAGCCGUGUAACAACAAACCUCGAGUGACGGCUAUCGGUGAAGGUAUAGGUAUCCCCGCGAUUAUAUCGCAUUUUCGUUUUUUAUCUGUGCGGAUAUUACACCGACGGUGACCCGCACUACUACAAUAACGACGAUACUACAACGGGUUAUAGCGAGUCAUUAAUCCGGUCCGUAUCGCACGGAAUUUACGUAUUACAUAUUUAGGAUUUCACCAAGGAGGGCGAUAUCGAAUUUUGAAAUGUUUUGUUACAUAGAUAAAUAUUGUGUAUAAUUUGUACUUAGUAUUUUAUAAUUCAAUCCGCCCUAACGAAUUAACAUGCGUUAAUGUGUCAAUAUUGUAGUCAUUAUUGUUAUUUGUUUUGGUUAUAUAGUUCUAAGAAUGCGGAGAAGAAGAACCGUAUUCCUAAAACACCUUUAUGUUUAAAUUUACGGAAAUUUACCUAUAGUUCAGGUUUUGUUUGUUUGUUUUUUUUUUUGUUUUAUUAACUCGGUUAGGUUAUUCAUUUUUGAUUUUUCUGACUAAAAAACAAAGAAAUUCGAAUUUGAAAAAUAGACAUUCGUAUAAAUAAUAGCUACCGAAAAAAAAAAAAUGUCGAGUGGGGAGCUAUAUCUUUCUGAUCUCCCCCCCUUUAAACAUGUGUAUCAUACAGUAUACGAUAAGCUCCGCAGGUAAUAUUACUGCUGCAAGUAUACCCGCUUAGUAUAAUAUACUAUCGUAUUGGAUCAGACGGAUAAGUUUUCCGGGCAUCCGUAUAACCCCGUACACUUUCUAAUUCUAAAAAAAAAAAAAAACUGUCAACAUUAAUAUUGUACCCCUUAAUUUGUACCGACCAUUUUGGAAUUCUUACCUCGCGAUUUGUCCGAGAAAAACGAUUUUAGAAUCGGACGUUAAUUCCAGGUGAGUGUAUAAUAUAAUAUUAUAAACUGUUUAACGAUUUAAUCGCGUAAUAUUUGAAACGCCUCGAGGUCCAGUUGUAUUAUGCCAUUAAGCCGUGCAUGGUAUCUAACUAUACAGGGUGUAACUGGACGUUUGACAAUUGCACACAUAACUACAAUACAAAAAUGUCAAACAGUCCUGUUACACUCUGUAUAGUUGACGGCAUAUUAUAUAGUAUAUACCUAGAUACGGGUUAUAAAGAAAUUAAUAGGUAGGCCUUUUGUAACACGUCCGUACCGAAAACACGGCCUAACCUAACCUGACCAUAGGUAACCCGUGUGCGAUGGUUGUUUAUUUGAUCGCCGACCAUUGUGCAGUUCGAACCGUUCGACGAUCGUCGACGCCGAUAAAAUAUUACGUAAAUUAUUAAUCUACAAAAUCAUCAAGUCGUUUUUUCGAACGUUUUCCCGUUUUCCGUUUAUUAUGUUCGCCCAAAAAACAUAACCUAAUGUCGACAGACCGCGUCCCCGGAACGAUGUAAACGCAUAAUACAGAGGUAAGCGCCGUAUUGUACCGCGAUUGAUUGCUCGUAUAAAAUAUCGUCACGGAUAUUAUAAUCGAUUUUAGAUUCUGAAUGGAGCGAACGUAUUGGUUUUAAAAUGAUGUUUAUUAAAAAAAUUUAAUUUUAUGUGAACACUUUUUUUACCAAAAAGAUUACUCUGAUUAUCAAGUAUAGCACCUUUUCCGAAAGAAAAUGUUCUCUGGAUGAUACUUCAAAGAGGUCAUUUUUUUGAAAUUAUCAUUAAUAUUCGAGAUAACGAGGAAAACCUGGUUCUUUAGGAUUAAAAAGAUUGAAAGACCAAAAAUAAGGUUGUCAUUGGCAACAGUUUCUAUUUAUUUUUUGUUAUUAUAUUAAGUUUUUAUUAUUUUAAGAUUUAAAUCUUUUUUAAACAAUCAUUGUUGUCAUAGAAACGCACAUUGUUGAAAUCGUUUUACCGUAAUAUGUCCUAUAUAUAUAUUGUUGACAAAACAACACUUAUCAACUGAACUCUGCUCAAAAUCGGUUUUUCGUUGGCAAUGGUUAAUCGUUGCUCACAGAUGUACAUUAAAUUCCCAUUUGUAUCCUACCUUCCCAACUUUCCACCUACAGCAGUGGCUGCACCCACGUGUGUGUCCGUCUUUUUUUUUUUUCGUUUCACCGGUAACUUCUGUUCUACCGGAAAUCGCGUUUAAACCUUGUUAUGUGUUGGAUUGAAUCAAUGCACUGGAGAGGUUAUAUUUUGGCGUUUUGAGCGUUUAUCAUAAUAAUUGGGAAAAACCGUAAAACUAAUGUUAUAAGCGAUUUCUCCUCAAAUACCGCGAAAUUAAUUAUUCCGUAGACACUCAUAUGCACGCAUAUGCGAUGUAAUUUGAUUUUAAAUUUAUUGCACGCCGCGUAUAAUUUACGCAGAUCUCUCGGCUUGGAAAAUUGCUGCAUUCCUAGUAUUCACAUACCUACAGGACAGAAUAUCGCGAGUUUCCCCCCCACCCACACAAAGUGAAAUAUUUACGGAAGUACGGCGAUAAAACACCUUGAGCUAUUGAGCUUUUCUUGUAUUUUUCCGUCGGAAUUGGUUACAACAAUCGGUCUAAUAGCACGGAAAUAAUUGAAAUUCGAAAUGGAUAUUCAAAUUUUUUUUUUAAAUUUCAAUAUUACUUUUACGACUACCGGUUUUCGUAAACACGCCGACAAAAAGACCAUUGAUAUUUACUGCAGUGUACACGGUGUUCGUGACGGUAUUACUCAUCUCGAUUGUAAUAUUACGUCUUCAGACGGGAUUUACAAAAACGCCAUCGCUCGUCGGUUUUUCCGUUCGUGCUUGCCGCGCGCACCGCGGUUUGCUGUCGCCGGAGCGCACGCCGGUUUUCCCUACAAUUUCACGACUAUCCGAAUAAAUUAUCCACUAGUCGUCCAUCAUACUAUAUUAUAUUAUUCCAGAUGCUGCGUUAUUCUUCAUUGGGCCCAAAUAUCCUAAGCAAGUCGUUUUCGUUAUCAUUAAUUUUAUUCGCACACACGAAGUAUGUCUGUUGAACGUUUAUGAGCAAAAAAAAAAAAAAAGUGAACAGCAGAGCUCCGUCACUGGAUUCGAAUUUUCCCCCAGCCAAGUUGUUGCGGUUACAAAUUACAUAAAUAUUUAAUGUUUUAAUUUUUAUAAUUAUCGAUCUGAAUUAGUGCAUGAUUUUGUAUUUACUCGACACCCAUUAACCGCGUCUGCUCUCGUCCCCCUCUAAUCGUCCAAGAUAAAAAAUUAUCCUAAAAUCGCCUAUAUAUAUAUAUAUAUAAAAAAAAAAAAAAAACUCUAAUCCCGAACUCUUUUCGUCCAGAGGGAGCCGCUAAAAAUGUCCAAACGUACCGGGAAAAACAACGGACCUAGUCUCUAUUUUCGGGGAGAAUUCGACGAAAAAAUUGCAUUCCGUUUUGGCAUUGGUUACCGGAAUAAAAAUAGAACAUCAGCCGGACGACGUUGGGGUGCCGGAGUCGUUUGUGCACGACCGGUUCGUGUCUGCCGCCGUCGCGUGACGACCGGAUCCGUUUGGCGGUCACCGUGCGGCCCGGUCGACCGCGGCCGUCCAACAACACCGUCCGGUGAACGGUGCCGAACGCGCGGACGUCCAACACGGUGACGUACGACAAUCGUAACCGGACCGCGUUUCCAAUCUCCUCCGUCAUAGUCGUGACGUCGCCGCACGGUAAUAAUGUGUCCGACCACACGGCACGUCGUCGACGCCCGCGACGAGUUUUGUGCCGCCGUGCGCGAAAUGAAAAACGUUUACGGCCAAAACGGUUUCUCCCGGUGUUGUUUACAAACUCAAUAAACUCGCGGCGAUGACGACGACUGCGCGCCCCACACAGUUUCCAUUAGAUUAAAACGCAAAUGUCAUAAUAUUAUAAGGAGACUGGUGACGUUUUAUCAGAUUUAGUAAAAAUUCGAACGGUUUUUUUUUUUUUGUUUACAUUUUAUCGGCCGCCUUAAAUUAUAAGACUUGUAGAUGAUUAUUCACUGUCUGAUUUAAGGGGAAGGACGUGGAUAUGACGUUUUAGGCAAAAAAAAAACCGAACAACACUGUAAAGCAUAUAAUAUGCUAUAUUACCUGCGUUUAACAGAUUUCAAUUUCGAAAACUCGACAUGUCUUUUUAGUUUUUUUUUAUAUUAGAACGCAUUGGAAUUAUUUUAUUUCUAAAUUUGUGUUAUCUUCAGCACAACAAGUUAAAGGUAAAACACUUUAAAUACAUAUUUGAAAAACCAAAUCGUAUUUUUUUACGAUUUCCUCUAAAAUAUUUGAAUUCCAAAAAUCAUAAUCCGUCAAACACAAUUAAUACAUUUUCGUCUGGUUUUUAGGCCUAAAUCGACUAAAAUAUAUACAGUCACCAAAUAAAACAAUAUUCACCAAACAUUUUUUUCGUCAUAUUUAGGAGUUGUUAAUAAUUUUUAAUAGUUGUGCAAUUGUUUGCAUUAUUAUUAAUGAUGUGCUAAUCAAAUCAAUCAAAAUCAAUAAUAAUAUGCUCGGUUCGUUCGAUUAAAUAUUUGGAAAAUGGUUCAGACAAUCAUAUCGAAAUAAUAUAUAAUGACGUAUCACAUGUAACAAUAAAAUUGUUUAAAUCUUUGGUAGGUACAGCUAAACGUGUUCGGAAAGGGAGAGACGCGAGGGAUAAUCGAGAAGAAAAUGUUUUAAAGCUUUUCGAUAAUUAAUGUUGUUUACAAUAUAUGCGUGUUUAAUGCAUUUAGAAGACGGAGAAAGACGAUCGAAAAAAGACGCGUAGGAGAUCAAAAACAGUUAUUUCUUCGGUAUUGUAAUAUGCGCACUGAAUUCUCAAAUACAUAAUUGUAAUAAAAUCCGAUGGUCGUUUAUUAUUUGUUACGGUAUUAUGUUGACAAGAAAGUGAUCAAAUAUUCAUAAUAUUAUGGUCGUUUAAAAAUCUGAGGUGAAGUAUGUAUUGGUUUUCUAUGAUGAGUAUUUGUGUGUGUGUGUGUGUGUGUGUGUGUGUGUGUCUGUAAACAACUUUUCUACCAGAAACAGUACUUCAAUCAAACAUUUCCAACUCCCCUCCGGUGGCAAAUCCCAUCGGCAGUAACCUUUUAUUUUCUUAAAGAUUUUCGAUAAACAUAUUUUUUUUUUUUUUGGCAAUUUAUUUUUUCUACCAACAAUAAUAAAUAUUAUAUUUUUUGUGAGUGAUAUACCUACAAUAUGGUCACGUAUCUACACUGAAAACGAAACGUUAAACCAUUAUAAUCAAAAAACAAUUCUGAUGAGUGGAGCUCGGUAAACUGGUAAGAUUAUAUUAUAUUACAGAAUACUGGUUAUAAUAUAGUCUGUUAUAUAGUAUGAAUCGUUUUUCUCCCCGUGUAUAGCCAAGGUAAUCAAGAAAUCAACGAAAGUAAAAUCAAUAUAUCGCGACAUUUAUCGUUAUAGUUUAAUUUUUUUUUUAGUAAAACUGUUAAGCAUUUAAACAAUUUUUUCAUGUAAGUACCACUGGGCAGAAAGUUCUCGUCAUUUAAGGUAUAAACGUGAAAAAACCGGAGUCUUUUUAUUAGCCGGAAAAGUGUUUUCCGAGGGGACAAAAAACCCAUCAUAUUAAAACAAAUACCCUCCUUCGUUACAUUCAACAUCUAAAAUAUUUAAGACGACCUACCGAAAUUAUUAACCAAUUUGUCAGCAAUUAUUAUAAACCAUAAUAUAUUACGAGGUAUUACAUUCGCACGGAUGACCACACGAAAUAUUCUAUAUUAAUCGAGCUAACUGACCUUCGUUGUAAAAUGGUACACUGCAGUACACAAAUACUUGAAUACACGUAGGCAGGUAUAGGUCGUCGGUACGAAAAUAAAAUCUACCAUUUACUUACCGAAAUUAAUUUACAUUAUGUCGUCGUCUGUUGUCAUUGCCAUUGAGUCGGUGUAUACAGGCUUGAGAGUAUUUAGAAAAUACCCUGAAUUUUCGUUUCCUGGUCGCAAAUUCGCUAUAUAAUAAUAACACAAUACAAUGUUCAGCAAACUGGUUUGUGCGGCAUGCAAAUUUCCGCUGUUUAUUAUUAAAAGAAAAAAAAAAAUAAUAAUAAUAAUAAAACCCAUCUGCAGACGUCUCGUUCAUAAUAUACGCGCAGUUCAACGGCGUGAUUGGAAAUAACCUCUCCGAGGGUGGGCAGAUAUAUUAUAAUUUUAUUAUACUUUUGCGCGAUGUUCUUGUGUUGUACUUAUUACAGGUAUAAACCGUAGUAAUAAAUUCCUAUAAGAUAUUUUUUUAUAUAGCCGCUAGACCGGUGCUUAGGGUUGGGUUAGGUUAUAAAAAACGAAAAUUAAACUGUGUUCCCCGCAUGAUGCCUUACCAUUAUACCACCACGAUAGUUCUUUUCUAGAUCAUAAUUCACGCGUUUGCGCCUGUACCUGUAAAUUCGGGUGAAAUUUCCCCGUACGUGUAUUAUAAUAUCGCCGUGACGACCGAAUUAAAUACCACCAACAAUAAUAAUAACAACGCAUUAUAACGACGGCGUCUCAUCGCAAUAUACUUUCUAGUCGAGAAAUUCGAAACCAGAAACGAACGGAAAAUAAAAAGCGAAAAAAGUCGGGAAGUCGGAACACCGGCCGCGUAGAAAUCGAAGUUUAAAAAUCCUGUUUCGGGGUCUUUUCGGAAACCCCGCAGUCCGUCCGUUGCCGACGUUCGAACGUUUCGGAUUUUUCGGCUCAGUACGCAUCGCGCAUACAUAACACUUCCUCUUCUAUGUAAAUAGGUACUUAAAUUUUUGACUAAUCGAUUAUUACAACGUAUGAAUUUUUUUUUUUUUUUUUUAAUCAUUUAUUUGUAUUUCAUAUACCACGCAUAAGGUCUUUAAUAUUAUUUAGUUAAUAUUUAUUAUUGUUUACGUACAUAUACGACAACGGCGUGUGGGUAUCCUUGAGCAAAGAUCGAAAUUCAUUUAUGUGUUUUAAAUAAUUGAUCGGCGAUUGUGUGCGUUUGUUGUGAAAUUAUUAUAAAAUUAUACGAUCGAUAUCUAUAACUUCUCGGUAAAAUAUCAACCGUUCUAUAAUAGCUUUAAACAAAAGUAUAUAUAUAUACAUAUAGGUAAUAAAUAUACCGACAUUUAAGCGACUAUGAUAUUUUAGGAGAAAAGUUUGCUGCGGGAGCAAGUGCAUUAUUAUAAUAUUGUUUGGAGAUUAUAUCGUUAACAUUAUGCAAUCGAAUAUUGUUAGCCUAUAAUAACCGAUGUUGUCAUCGCGCUAUCUACUGUGUUGUAGCACUAAAAUUUAAUGUCGAUUGAAAUAUUUCCUAACGGAAAACGAUUAGGAUUAGAUGUAUACGUGUAUUUAUAAAAACGCAAGAAAGUCAAUAAAACAUUUUCUCGAAUAGGCACUUAAAUAUCAUUUUAUUAAUAACUUUUGUAUUACCUCAGACGUUUUAUUUUAUUUUCGUUUCUUAUGUGUCCGAGGACCGAGAUAUAGGUGAGUAUAAGGUCGGUCAGUGGCGCUGUCGGUGGGAGGGAGGGCAGUGGCCACGGGAGCCAUGGCCCGUACAUAUUGGCAGUCGUUUUUUUUUUUUUUUCUACACUUUUGUUCCAUACUAUUAUUAUCGUUUCAUGUGUUCUACGUUACUUUAUAAUGGUGUAUGCGAUUUGUUAUCAUAUUUUAUUGACAAACUAAGUAUAUGACGUAUCUUUUUAAAUAAAGGUAAUACGCGUUUAAUUUUGGGUUUAUACGUUAUUUAUUUUGGCAUUCUUCUAUUGAAGGCUACGCCACUGACGUUGGGAUAAUUUUGUGUUAAAUAUCAUUCUAAAAUUGAGAAUUCGCGAUGAAUUUUGAUCGGCUUUUAUUCACAACAAUAAAAAACGAUAUCGAUGCGAAGAUCGUCUUUUUAAAAACAUUUUACAUUUCAAAUUCCCAUUACUUCAUUUUUUUGUAAAUUUCAAAAUGUAUUCUUAUCAAUCAGAAUAUGUUUUGGAAAAACGUAAAAUAUUUAUGCUUUAAAAACGAGAAAAUUCUCUUUACAUAAACCGAUACGCACUGUAAUAUUAUUAUAUAAAUUUUCAUUUUUUUCGCAAUAUCUUUAUAACGGAUUCGUAAUGAAUAAUAAACGCUGAUUAUGACAAUAUUAGGUACCAGGUAAUUUAAAACUCAAUGGCAACCAUUUAUUUUGGUAACCUUUAUAGCUUUUUACGAGAUUUUUUCCCAUAAAACAGCAUAGAAAAAAAAUAUGCAAAUAAAACAACUUUUGAAACCCGAGCCUUAAUAAAAUUACGAAAUAACUAUUAUAAUAUAUAUUAUACGCGGUCAAAGUAGGAAGGACGCGUAUGCGAAACCGCCGUGCUUCGUAAAACGUCCUAUUCAAUAUACGCACCUAAACCUGAAUUAUACCGUAAUUAUAACAGUGGCAUUUGACGUUUCUGUCUUCCUGACGGACAAUGUAGGUAAAAAUGCGUUCGCGUAAAACAUAUGAAUCCGGAAAACCUUUAAAAUCAAUUUUAAACAUGUACAAAAUUAUUAUAAUACGCACAUAGAUGACAACGUUGCGAAGUAUGGUUAUUUAAAAAAAAUAUCGGAUCGAUAAAUAAAUAAAUAAUAAUAAUAAAAAAUACCACAAGAACGUUUUACCAUAAGUUACCGCUAUAUUUGCUUCCAAGAGCGUCCACAGACAGAAAGUGCAAAAACAAUAAAGUAGUGCGACUAUAUAUGUGUAAACACUGGACGCUUAAUAAAUACAAUUGAAUCGAAAAUAUGUUUGUACACCUACUUAACGAUUGUAUCGAUUAUUAAGUUUAAAUAUAGUGAUUUUCUCUACUUAUAGAUUAUGAGUGAAACGGGGAAUGUAUUAAUUUUACAAUGAUGUUUAGUUGUUUUUACUUUUUUUGAACAAGUUUUCUACCGGAAAUCUUGCUCCGAUUUUCGAGUUUAGCAUGUCUUUCGGAAAAAAAUAUUAUCUGGGUGGUACUUUGAGAAGAUCAUUUUUUGAUUUUCCAAGCGGCUUUCAUAAUAAUUGAGAAAAACGGGAAAAUUAAACGAAACGUCUUACUUUCAAAUUUUUCGUUGUCAUUCAAUUAAAAAUAUUCGCAAAGACUUGAAAUUCGAACAGAAAACAUAAAUUAACUCCUUUAGAUUAAUUCGGGAGAGGCAGUCCGUGAGUGUGUUUAAAGUCUAAAAAAAACAUCCUCCCAACAGCUCUGAAGUUCAACAACCCAACAUUUAUCACUUCAAUCCGCCUAUAAAACGACUCGUUAAUUCCUGAGUUCGAGCUCGUUCGACAGAGAGCAGAGAACCGCUGAAAGCGCACGUCGUGGUAUUAUACUUCAGUAGACUGCGUCGGUCUCGGUUCCCGGGGAAAAAUCCACGUCUGUCCGUGAAAAGUGCGAUAAACGACUACCUAUAUAGUGUUACUCACGUGAUAAAAUACGAUACUGUGACUCGUACCCCGCUAUUAUAAUAUUAUAUCGCAUAUAGUCACGGUACCGAAUUUUAAAAUCCGUUUACCUCGCGAAGAUCGAUCGACAAGAAAUCGUAUUGAGACAUCGAAUGUAUAGUUGCGAUCGCCCCGAGCAAAUCUUUCCGAGAAUAUUUUUGUUUUUUUUUUUUCAUCUAAAGGUUGCCGUGUAGAGUAAAAUGCUUCGAUAGGUCAUAUUAUUAUGCGACCGGCGAUCGUUCAUAAUACACGCGGAUGACUAAUAGUAAUCCUCGUCGGUAGCCGGUGGGUAUACGUAUUUAUAGGUAUAGACAAACUUCCUGUUGCCCGUUCUGCAAAUGCGGAACAACACAAUUAAUCUUUUUUAAUAUUUAUAUACUAUAUGGGUAGGUAUACUAUUAUGUAUACGACGUGACGCCGGACGAUUCUGCGGAAUACCGAAUGUGUAACGUGUAUAGUAUGUUUUUUUUUAUUCGCGGUGCGUGUCAAACGGAAACGGUCCGUAACAAUAAUAUUAUUGUUAUUAUCUAUAUAUGUAUGUUUAUUAUUCGCCGACUAAUGAUUCCGUUUGGCAACUCCGAUCGAAUUAUUAUUCAUUGACGUGUUAAUUUAUAAUAUUAUUUAAAUUGUAUUCGUACUAAUAGUUAUUACUGUAUUAUUAUUAACGUGUGUGUACGCGAACGUUAUACCGCGGAUUUAUUAUUAAUGGUUAAACGUGUGACGCUAUAAAUCCGCGGGGAACGUAAACGAUUACCCUUGAAAAAAAAAAAAAACGCGGGACGUAAUAUUCGCUGUUCAUUGCCGUCGUCGUCGUCCGGACACAAUAUAACACCGUCGUCGGUUUACGGAGAAUUUUCUGUUUGCUAUUUCAUGACGAUACUGUCGCGUACGCGGCCGUCGUGGACGCGGCCGUUUCGAGGAGAGAGCCAGGGGACCUUCUCUCCCCCCCCCUAACCCCUAGGAAGCUGCCCUGCAAGGAACCGCGAUUUUUCGUUGGUUUUUAUUUUUAUUUUUCUUUCACAUUCCGAGUGUAUAAUAUGUUAUAGCGAAGAAGCUAUUACGGUUUUACGAAGACGUGGUUUUUUUUCGGUUCGUAAAACUGUUCCUGUUUUCGUUUUAUCUCGUACCUUUUAAAAAACGCGAAUUUUUUUUGAAACGAAUUUAUCGAAAUGUUCAGAUAUUCAACCCCAGGUUCUUUUUUUUCUGUUCCUAGUUAAAGUGGGUUACCUCGUAUCAGAAUUAUUAUUAUAAUAUUAUGUCGAUAUGAUAUGAUAACUGUCGUCAAUAUUGAAAACAAAUGUACAUUGAUAUACAAAUUGAUAAAUCUGAAUUUAAAAAAAAAAAAAUGUUCGAAGGGAGUUUGUAGCUCCCCCCCCCCUUCUCAGACUAUAUGACCGUAAUCCGGCCCUGAAUGUGGAAGAUAACCGCCUCGUAAUAUGUGCGUGCGGAAAUCGGGUUGUUGACGUCCUCGAAUACAAAACAAAAAGACAACGACGACGAAUACUUACACCUACAUAUAUAUUACCGAUAAAUUAUUAUUAUUAGAUGACCGGACGCGCCGUGUUUCCGAAAAUUUAAAGAAAAAAAAACAAAAUACGAAAAAUGUCACGGACUCCAUGUAAGUUUAGAGUUGUCAUAAAAGGUACGCAUCACAAUAAUAUACGCAAUAUAUUAUUAUUAUUGUAACGUUUUAACGACAGAUUAUUAAAAUUGAAAAAAUAUAGAAACGACGACGAUGACGAUAAUUUUAUUACAAUAAUAAUUUGGCCGUUUUAACGGUUUUGUAUCGAAUGUCAUUGACAGUAGACCUAUAUAUUUAACUACUUCACAAAAUAUCGUGCGAGUGAAAGUGAAAAGAUGCACAGUUUUUAUGUAACUGUAUAUAGAGAAAAAAAAAAUCAAUUUAUAAUUAUCGAGCAUUUGUUUGGAACAAAAUCAAUAUAGUUAAAAACAAAAUUAUAAUUUACGGUGUACGCGUAUAAUCUAUGGCAUUAAACAUUAUGCCCGUGCAACAAAGUUACGCAAUUUUAAUAAGUUUUUUUUUUAUGUAGCAGUGCUGUAGUUAUCAAAACGGUAAAACUGAUGCAAAUAAUCAAACAUAUUUGAUUUAUCUCUCUUUCUCUCUCUAAAAUGUAUACAUAAUAUAUAAUUAAGCAUCAAACGUAUAGGUAUAAUCUGUGCCCAAACACGAGACGAGAGGAAAUCAUUUAAUAACGCCGUGCAUAUUACGCAGAAUUGCCUACAAUAUAAUAUAUAAGUACUAAAUUAAUUAACUUUUUCUCGACAUUUUAGUAUUCAAAAUGGACAAACGAUAUUACUUUCUAUGCCUAUGAUUAAACUACUCUCGUUGAAAUUAUUACGCUUGAAUUAAUUUGUUCAAAACUUGUAUGCGAUUCGUAUUAUUCGUAAGAGCAAUACGGAGAUCGAAUACACGCCGUACGGUGUUUUAAUAGGUAUACAAAUCGACAAUCGUAUUACACUUACAGAACUAUCGAAAAAACGGACGUCACGAUAAUAUUUGUAAAGGUACGAUAUCAUUAUAGUUCAACAAUAUAUGCAUACACGUAGGCGUAAAAGUUAAGUUGGGCAAAACGUUUUAUGUUAAAACAAGAAGUGUUUUUUUUUUUUUUUAAUUUUGUGAAAAGACUAUCGGAAAUUUACACAAUUUAUUCGAAUGAAAACCCAUUCCACAUAUUUUAAGUACGGUAAAAUGUAAGCGAUUGGGAACAUUGCUACUGAACUAAAAAUCGUUUUCUGAGAACAAAAUCCAAAAAUAGGAUCUAGGGGUUGAAUUGUUGAGAAUUUCAAAAAAUAUUUCAAGAAAAGUACUAUUGGUAGAAAAUUCAGCAACUUUUAACUCUGCAUGAAAAAAUCUGAUCAUUUUUAACCGCCGGAAAAUUGCAUUGUACACCUAUGUGGCUAUGUAUUUUUCCCUAUUAUAAAAUAGGUAAAAUGACUUCUUCGUCACACUUAGAAUUGAAAAACUAUGCGUUUUUUAUUUCAUUACUUACGUGUGGUAAAAUGUUUUUGUGUACCUAAUUUAAUAUUCUAUUAUGAUGGCAAUAUCGAUUUUAAUCGAAUAUAUUAUCGUCGGCUUCGUAGCAAAAUUUCCGUAGUAAAAAAUGAAAAAAACUCGAAAUUGAUAAAUUUUUAAAUCCGCUACAGUAUAGCGCUUCUACUGCAUAAAUGUUUAAAAAUCCAUUUACAAGAUUUUUCCACGUUGCCGUGACGUUAUGCAAAUGGUCUGUUAGGUGCUAAUGUUAAAAAUUUAUGAAAAUAAGGCACACAAAUUUAUUAUUAAUAACCGAUACUUUCCUUUUUUCAUUUCAUAAUUGAUAUUAUGGUGAUUAUUGUACGCUAAGGUAUUGUAUAUUAUAGCCUGAAGCAAACGUAAACUAUAAUAUAAUCAAUAUACCUGGGUAUGUCUAUACGGUUUUCAAUAUGAUAUUUCAAUGUGCAGGAACGUUAUGUAGCUGGUGUUUAUUAGUCGGUGUUGACAAAAACACCGAUGACAGCUUAUGUAUAAUGUUAAUUUCUGGUUUUUUUUUUUAACAUUAAUUUUGAUUUACACAUCAUUAUCAAAGUCGGGUAAUUAUUCCAACUAUUAAUGGCGCUCCUCGUUUUUCCAUAAAAUACGUAUUAAUUAAUACGCGUUAUUUAUUUUAUCCGAAUAUAUACGUUAUUUACAUAACAUAUUAUAAUAUAAUAUAGCAGGUGUACUAAAUACAUUUGUAAGGUAUAAUGAUGAAAAUAUACGCGUCGUGUCAUAGCAUGCUAAUAUUUCAAUAUUCUGUACGUAUCCCAGCAAACACUGUGCAAUGUUAAAUAUCAAACUAACGUUGUAUUUUAGUUAAUUUUAACUAGCUAAUUAAAAACGUUAAACAUUUUAUACGAAAAACCCGCUAUUAAACAUUUAAAACUGAUAAUUUUAUUACUGUUCAUUAAACGUUAACGUUAAAAACAUUAUAAUAAUAUUAUUAGAAAUUUAAAUUUGCAUUAUUAAAAAAUAACUACAAAAUUAAUGUUAAAUUAAAUUACUUUAAAUAUUAAAUUUAGUGUGAGCACCCCUUAUCAACGGCAAAAAACAUUAUUUUCAAUCACGGCAUUGCGUCGAAGAUAAUAUAAAUAUAAUAUAUGUAUAAUAAUAUGUCCAUCACCAAAGGGAAAAUUUACCCAUCCCCUUCAAGUUCUCACUUACCAUUGCUCUCUCCGAAUUUAUUUUCAAUUAAGACCUUAUGUAUUUUGUUAUACCACGUCUCCCAAGAAGAAAAAAGUGUAAAUCCCCGAAUAACAUUUAAAAUUAAUCCCCAAAAAUUAACCCUCAAUCCUGGAUUUUAGUUCGAAUCACGACAGGAGUGGUCAAACAGGGGGAAGGGUUGAUAUUCCCCCCCCCCAUUAAAUUAUUUUUCUUUAAUAUUUAUAACAAUAUGCAGUGCUUUUUUAAGCAUGCUCAGUGGAUUUGAUACCGACUGUUUCAUGUAUAUAGAUAAUAUCUUGUAUUGAAUCGUCUAGUUUUUAUUUUUUAAUAUUUAAUGUAAAAUAUCUCAGACAUUUUUCAUUCAAGUUUCAAUUAAAAUACGCCAACAUUUUUAGAAAAAUUAUCUGAUCUGAUUGACAAUUUAUAUGAAAAAAUGUAGGUUUUCGUUUGAAAAUCCAAAGUUUUAUCGUCACAGGAUACUCCUGAAAUGUUGUGAAAAAUCCAAGUAUGAGAAAAUAUUGUCUUUCACUGCGCUUAAAAAUUCCGAAAAUCAGAAUUUGAAUAUACUCGCAAUUUAACCAUAAAAAUGGGCAGAGUAUGCUUAAAAAUUAUGCUUUAAAGGAUAUCUAUAGAGUUAAAAAAAAAUUGUAUAAGCAAUAAUGGGUCUUAAAAAUUAUCCUUUUCCCUCUCUGUGACAAACUCAUUUGACAGCCGCUGAAUCACGGUGAACCCGAAUGUUUUGCUUUUUUUUCAUUGAUUAUUGACCGUUUGUAAAAAUAUAUUAUUCAAUAUUAAAAUAACGUUGUUUUUCGGAUGAGUUAUAUUUAAAUAUUUUAAGGUUAUUGAAACAUUAAAACAGCCGUAAAAAAAAAGACAAAUAAAAAUUUAAGAUUUUAUAAUUAAUAUUACAAUGCUAUAUGAAUAUACGUCAUAUAUACGCGAUCUCGUAUUUACCCACUUGGACGAAAUGUGAUUUCCCCUUCCUUUCCUUAAAAAAAAAAUACAUUUAAUAAGUAUUUUUUUAUCGCCAAUAGCCGUAUGUAUGCAUUAUGUAUAUAUUAUAUAUUAUUAUGUUUCGACUUUUAGCAUGUACACUCGCAUCAAGGGCAUCCCUAA
Molecule: messenger RNA, 32870 nt
Organism: Cinara cedri
Lineage: Eukaryota; Metazoa; Arthropoda; Insecta; Hemiptera; Aphididae
Source: the annotation of a GenBank genome assembly